Molecule: messenger RNA, 1125 nt
Organism: Penicillium daleae
Lineage: Eukaryota; Fungi; Ascomycota; Eurotiomycetes; Eurotiales; Aspergillaceae
Exons: 2
Coding region: 1-1125 (374 amino acids)
Source: RefSeq, a predicted model, not a curated record
AUGCCCCCUAAAAGAAAGUCCACCGACGCCGCACCUGCCAGCGCAUCCAAAAAGUCCAAAGCCAGUACCGACGAUGCGCCGGAGAAGCCCCAGGUUCCUCGCAGCAAGCGAUGGUCAAAGGGUAUUUCUGGCUCCGCAAAUGCCGACACGGAAUAUCGCACGAUGAUGACGCACAAUCCUGAGUCUGCUUGGGAGUUUGUCUGUCAGUGCCGACCAAUUUCUGGAUCGGACGAUGAGGACGAGGACGACGAGGACGAUGAAGAUGACAAUGAGGAAGACGGCGAGGGCGAACCCAAGAAGACUGACCGUCCUCCAUGCGACAAUGGCAAGACUUGUCUCUGCACCAAGCCAAGCAAAGAUCACCCUGAUCACCCUUACACGCUAUCCUUGGGAGGCAUCCAGAAGUUCCGCACCACCGCUAUCAUGUGCUCUUUGCGUGACCCGGACUUGUUUGAAAUGUACAUCUACAAUGACUUCUAUGGAUAUGGGCUGGUAGAGGUGCUCGGGAAUCUGUUCCUCGACUUCGAAGAGGCCAAGGAUGACUGGAAGCAACAGUGGUAUAUCUGUGAAGCCAUUUUACUGUUCUUCCAUCGCUUCGACCCCGCCGCCUUGUUCAUGAUCGACGAUGGCGAAGGCCUGGAGGUACUCCUCCAUGCCAUUCGAACGAUGUUCCUCGCGAUGAUGGCAACCCUCGAGCGCAACGAUCUAUUGAAACCGGACUCUGAGAUCAAGAAUAUUGGGAUGAUCAUGGGACUGGCUAUUGGCCUCGAUGAAUACGCCGAAGACUCUGAUGCUUUCGAGGAUCUCCCUAAGUAUCUGCAUGCGUAUGCUGAGAAGCAUAAGAUUGUCCUUCAGGAUGUGUCGGAAGACAGCGAGCCGGUAGACCCCGUGCCUGCGACCGGCAAGGGCUCGCUGCCUGAGCCUACCGCUAAGAAGAAUGACCCUUGGGGCUUUGCGGCGGAGCUGAAGAAGCUCGGAAAAGAACAAAAGCUUGGAGGCGACCGUUUCGAUAUCACUACCAUGUCUGGGCCCGAACGUAAGAAGGCCAGCUUUGACGGCAAGGAUCCUUUGGCCGGGGAGGCGAUCAAGGCUCUCAAGGAGGGACUGGUCAUGCAGUUGGCCUAA